AUGCACAGAGUGCUAGAUGGCAUUAGGAAAUAUAACGAGCCUGAAAUCAGGAUCGUCAAAGAGAUGGCUGAUGUCAAGAUGAAUAAUGAGGACCUUCCUGUUGUUGAGACCCCCACCACCUUCAACGUGAGCUCCUUUAGCAGUCAAAACAGUCAUUUCAUUCACUUCAAUGGCCCGGGCACGCAGGACCCCCAUGUGCCUGAUGAGUUGCCCACUGAGGCGUCCGCCCAACUGCCUGUGUAUAAAACACUUAACAUUCAGAUCCCACCCAGCCCAGGUGUGCCCAUCAUCAAGGUCCAGCCCUAUUUUGAUGUUUCUCUGUCUCUCUUAGGAGAAGACCUUUCAGACUUUAAGUCUUUGUGUUGGCCGUACAUAUCUCGCAGAUUGCUGGCACUGCUCAUUAGCUUAGGUUUGAUAAUAGCUCUGACUCUGGCUCUAGGAAUUGGUUUAGGAGUGGGUCUGGAGAGUUGUUCCGGAAAAUUCCGCUGUGUGUUGUCUGUUCGGUGUAUCAGUGUAGCUGCUGUUUGUGAUGGAGUCCAGGACUGUGGAGAAGGAGAAGAUGAACUGAACUGUGUGCGUGUGAGUGGAAAGAGCUCAGUUCUGCAGGUGUUCAACAGGGGUUCAUGGAGGACUGUGUGUUUUGAAGGUUGGAAUACCAACCUGAGCUCUUUAGCAUGCAGACAACUGGGAUACAACAGCUACGUGAACUCUAAUGCCAUUCCUAUCACAUCCAUUGAAGCCAUCUUCAAGAACAGUCUAGUAGCUCUUAACAUCAACCAACAAGCCCUUCGAGAAAACUUCAAGAUCCACACCGCCUCCUUCCUCAGAAAGACUCGGUGCAGUUCUGGUACAGUGACUGUUCUCAAAUGUAUAGAGUGUGGCUCCAGGCCAGCUAUCAGGAGUCGUAUUGUAGGGGGAAAUGUUUCGAGCCCUGGGCAGGUCCCAUGGCAGGUCAGCUUGCAUUACCAGAACCAGCAUCUCUGUGGAGGAUCAAUCAUCAGUGACCGGUGGAUAGUCACUGCUGCUCACUGUGUCUAUGGUUUCGCUCAGCCACUGUUAUGGUCAGUGCAUGCUGGGAUUAUAGAUCAGCCAGUGAGUGGAUCUGAAGCUCUUUCUGUGGAGAAAAUCAUCUACCAUACUAGCUACAAUCCAGAGGGACUCAACUAUGACAUAGCAUUAAUAAAGCUAAAGCUUCCUUUGUCUUUUAACGAUCAGGUGGUACCUAUCUGUUUGCCCGGUUAUGGUGAAACCUUUGAGGCUGGACAGAUGUGUUUGAUCUCAGGCUGGGGAGCCACACAGGAUGGUGGAGAGGCCAGUAUAUCCCUUCACACUGCUCAGGUGCCCUUACUCUCCAGUGGAGAGUGCCGCAGGCUGGUGAGUCUCUCUUCAUGGGACAUUUGUGCAGGAUACCUGAAGGGUGGGGCUGGAACAUGUCAGGGGGACAGCGGAGGGCAUCUGGCCUGUCGGGGGUCAUUAUGGACACUGGUGGGGGCAGCCAGCUCGGCUCAGAGCUGUGGAAAGGAGAACAAACCAGGAGUUUACACCAGCAUAACACAAGCUCUUAUGUGGAUUCACCAACAAAUGGAGAAAGCAGAAGAUCAGAGUCAGGGAGCAUCUCAUGGUGGACGAGCUCCUGCUGAAUUAUGGAUCUGAUCAACUGAAAGAAUUUGUAGUUUGGCAUGACCUAGUAGCCAAAUGAGGCUUUUGAAAGAUAAUUUAUGUCAUAUAGUGAUGUGUUUUACAGUCAUGUUCAAAGACACUGAUACAAAUAUUCACAGUUGACAAUUUCUUUGUAAUUUAUUGCACUAUUAAUUUAUUUGUGACCAAAUUCAUCAUUUAAUUUGUCAUUGCAUAUUUAUCACUGGCUCUAUGCAUGCAUGUCUGAGCAUUUCGGUGUAUAUUUUGGUACUGAAGGCCAACAAUUGUACACACACUUAAGAUGCAUCAAAUGUAUUUAUGUAGAGAUUUAUGUCAUAUAAUACUAAAGUUCUUGAGUCUCUAUUCUGCUCCUCCAAAAUUUCCAUAUUUUUGCCUUCCACUUUCAGUUUUUGUAUUGAAUACACAAAACGUUCCUCAAAAAUGAAUAAUGAUCUUAAUGAACCCAAAAUCAGA
Molecule: messenger RNA, 2112 nt
Organism: Xyrauchen texanus (razorback sucker)
Lineage: Eukaryota; Metazoa; Chordata; Actinopteri; Cypriniformes; Catostomidae
Gene: tmprss3b
Product: transmembrane protease serine 3
Exons: 13
Coding region: 1-1653 (550 amino acids)
Biological process (GO): proteolysis
Cellular component (GO): membrane
Molecular function (GO): protein binding; serine-type endopeptidase activity
Source: RefSeq, a predicted model, not a curated record